GCGGGACGCCGAGCGCCGAGGCCAUGGCGGCAGCGGAGCAGGCAGAAGACCAAGAUCAGGAUGCCAUAAGUGAAAAGAAGGUUAUUAAUCGGACGUUUCUUUCUCUUUCCCAAAUCACUGCUUUGUCAGAACAAACUAUAGAAGGAGUUCAAACAAAAAUGGAAGAAUUUCUGAAUUUUGAACGAAUAACAGUAUCAUUUAAAGAAGCUAUUUUGCUAGAUUAUUACACUUCAGGAUUUUUGUGGGCUAAAGAAAUGAACUUCAGUCUUAUACAGCUCUCAGGAUUCAUGGAUCUAUUAAAUUUCCUGUUGGAGAACCUCAGUGACAAACAUAUGACCUUAGGAGAUAAUUUAAAAGAACUUGGUAAAGCAAUGGCUGGAAUAAGAGAAACUGAUUCAGAAGGUGACUUGAAUUUCUUCAGCAUCGAGGAGGCCAAAGCAGUCAUUGAUUACUUGAAUAUUAGCUUAUUUAAACACUAUAAACAAUAUGAAUACCUCUUCCAGAAUCAUACAGAAGAACUUUUGAUAAGUAAUGAGGGGUCUGAUCAAGAGCCCGAGUCCUUUGAAACAGAUUCUGUGGAUGGUGUCAUUGAUGAAGAUCUGAAGUCUGCAGUGGCUGAAAUCCUAAACGAAAUUAUUUGCAACCUUGAGGCAGAGCUAGAUGAAGAGCUGCAAAUGCAAGAAGAAGCUUAAAAUUUGAGAAGAGAAAAAUUAAAAAGUCCUAAGUAGCCAGAUAAGAAAAGUGAAGUUGAAUUUUGCAGGACUUGGACAGGAGGGGAUGGCACGCACA
Molecule: messenger RNA, 789 nt
Organism: Apus apus (common swift)
Lineage: Eukaryota; Metazoa; Chordata; Aves; Apodiformes; Apodidae
Gene: CABCOCO1
Product: ciliary associated calcium binding coiled-coil 1
Exons: 7
Coding region: 24-692 (222 amino acids)
Source: RefSeq, a predicted model, not a curated record